AUGAGCGAAGGUGCUACCAACGCGCCUGUUCCAAGCAAACUCGUCUUCCUCUACGAACUUGCUUCCUUGCCACCGGCAACGAAGGUGAGAUUCGUAGGCUGUGUGCUGCAGUAUGACGUUCUCAACGGUCAACUACUUCUUGAGCAUGCAUAUCCAAAGAACGCUCACCCAGUCCCUCGCGUCUCAGUCGAUGUCAGUCUUGUUCUUGAAAGCACAGCAUCCUCGGCACUGCGGCAUGGCUGUUGGAUCAACGUGAUUGGAUAUACUCAAAAUUCAGGCGUACACGCCCGAAAGAGGAAGGAUAGUUUACAUCGGAGAGACGAAGUCGUCUCUCUGCAAGCGAUCCUGAUCUGGGAUGCCGGCUCUCUGAGAAUAAGAGAUUAUGAAAACACAUUGGAGGAGCAAAGACUGGUUCAGCAGCAGCUUCAGGCCCAUCCCAAAUGA
Rhinocladiella mackenziei CBS 650.93 is the source of this 444-nucleotide messenger RNA. RefSeq lists its product as uncharacterized. The coding region runs from base 1 to 444 and encodes 147 amino acids. Gene Ontology annotation, cellular component: CST complex. The transcript has 2 exons. Gene Ontology annotation, biological process: telomere capping. Lineage: Eukaryota; Fungi; Ascomycota; Eurotiomycetes; Chaetothyriales; Herpotrichiellaceae. The record is from RefSeq and is a predicted model, not a curated record. Gene Ontology annotation, molecular function: single-stranded telomeric DNA binding.